AUGGCUUUCAAUAAGAAAUACGCCGGUCUUCCUGACCUGGACCCUUCCCCGGAUAUUUAUGAGACCCCCGACUUGACCGACGAAGCAUCCACCGUCCCUCCUACUACUCUUCGUACAGACUCCGAUCAUGAUGACGUCGGCUCCAGCUCUGACAUUGACCGCGAAGGCGUCAACGCGGACCAGGCGCGUAUGCACUUUAUGGGCGCCGCUGUAGAUGCCCGCGACGCGAAUUUCUCAGAUAGCAUUUCCAUGAAGCGCCAGGCGUACCGGAGCAAAGACAAACAUCGCCGUCACCGACGCAGACGUGAAGAUGGCACCGAGGAGGUCGGUGGUCUAAGUGACAGCGAAGACGAGUCGGUGGAGCGAAGGCUUGCACGGCUGCGGAGAGAGGUUGAGGAACUUAAAGUGGAAAUGGCCAACCGACCUGAGGGCCACGAGGGCGACACUGAGCUGCAGGGCGCGUCUACCGAGAAGUCAGGAGAGAACCUGGGUGACGGUGUUGCGGAGUUGAGUCGCGCUUUGGAUAACCUCCACGCCUCACGAGGUGCGGCGACUCCAUCACACUCAGCGGCCGCAGAACUGACCCAUAAGCUGGGAUCUGACCCUCGUUCUGCUGCGCCUGUCGCUACGAUACAACCGGCCAGUGCGGCGAUAGCGGCAGUGUCCGCGGGACCGGCAGCAGCUACAUCUUCAUCGGGGAUUCUAUCCCACGCAGCAGCGUUCGAUAGCCGCCUCGCCCUUCUCGAAUCAUCCAUGGGGAUCUCUAGCUCCUCAAACCCCUUCGUCGCAGACGGUUUCAGCCAGACAGCAUUGCAGCCGGUGCUCCCAUCUUUAGACCAGCUCACCUCCCGCCUUUCAGCAUUGACAGGUCUCCUCGUGGGCAACCCAGCAUCCGGAAACUCAGCCACACCAGGCGCAGUGGCUGGCCUGACAACCCCACACCUCGAAGCGCUCUCCACGCGGGUGCGAAAGUUGACCACAGACGCCGAGGCCCUAACAACGGCCCGCAGACGCGCAGUUGACGCCGCAAAGGCUGCUCACAACGCCCGCAUUACAUCGACAAAUUCUGAAACUGACGCACCUGCAUCGGAACCUGUCCCAGCCGCAGACGACGAGCACGCCGCUAAGGUUCAAGCCCUAUACGCUACCCUCCCAACCAUCCAAUCCCUGCACCCUCUCCUCCCCAGCGUUCUCGAGCGUUUGCGCUCUCUGCGUGCAUGUCACGCAGGCGCAGCCCACGCCGCAGACUCUCUCAACGAACUCGAAAAGCGUCAUGCCGAAAUGGCCUCUGAGAUCGAACAAUGGCGUGAAGGCCUAACGAAUGUCGAAGAGAAGAUGCGCCGGGGUGAAGAUGCCCUCCGCUCGAACGUGGAAAUUGUCGAGCCUUGGGUGCGAGACUUGGAGGCUCGCCUCGGACGCCUUGAGGGUCCACCCGGUGGACUGUAG
Messenger RNA from Penicillium antarcticum, 1446 nucleotides. RefSeq lists its product as uncharacterized. The transcript has 3 exons. Gene Ontology annotation, biological process: mitotic spindle organization. The record is from RefSeq and is a predicted model, not a curated record. The coding region runs from base 1 to 1446 and encodes 481 amino acids. NCBI's taxonomy places the organism in Eukaryota, Fungi, Ascomycota, Eurotiomycetes, Eurotiales, Aspergillaceae. Gene Ontology annotation, cellular component: dynactin complex; cytoplasm.